AUUAAGAACAAUAGCAAAACGCCAAAUCCCUAAUUUUAUGUGUUCACGUCACACGGCUGCAAUUCAUCGGACCUCUUGCCUCACAGCUCGUCUUCCCCACCACUUCACCGUCCGCCGUAACAACGCUCGUCUCUCCUCACCCCCACCGCCGGUGAGUGAGCUUUCUCUUGUAAAGCCAAAGAUGUCGUCACUCGCCACUCUCUUUCUCAAUUGAUUCCCGCAACUCAACAAGGUUUUUGAGAAAUUGCAAAUUGGCUCUGAUCUAGAAUGGCUUCUGGAAAGGAUACAGAGAAAGACCAACUCGCUGCUUCUCUAAAUGAUCUUUUCACCAAUGUUUCCGAUAUGAUUAAAGGCGAGCUCCAGGGAACAAAUAAUGUGCUAGAGCUUUUGGAGAAAAUGAAUGUAAGAGUGGGGGAAGAAUACAAAGGCUUUGGUGAUGUGGCCUCAGGAUUAAGAGUUUUUGUGGAACAAUUGAAGUCGAAAAGCAGCACAUUCGACGACUGCAUUCAGCAGCUUGAUACGAUAGAGGAACAAGUGAUGGAGUUCGAAGCUGUAAUCGCUAUGCUUGACAGAUAUGUUUCCUUACUGGAGUCAAAGAUGCAGCAUGUUUACCAAAUUCCUCCUGCUGCGCUAAAAUAAGCUAGGCUGGUUUCAUUGAACAAAUCAACUCUUCACUGUAAUACAUAAUGUAUCUAACAAUGAUUCUGACAUGGAAAAUAAAUUUAAAAAGAUC
Salvia hispanica is the source of this 733-nucleotide messenger RNA. Its product is annotated as biogenesis of lysosome-related organelles complex 1 subunit 2-like. NCBI's taxonomy places the organism in Eukaryota, Viridiplantae, Streptophyta, Magnoliopsida, Lamiales, Lamiaceae. The record is from RefSeq and is a predicted model, not a curated record.